Molecule: messenger RNA, 522 nt
Organism: Solanum tuberosum (potato)
Lineage: Eukaryota; Viridiplantae; Streptophyta; Magnoliopsida; Solanales; Solanaceae
Exons: 2
Coding region: 1-522 (173 amino acids)
Source: RefSeq, a predicted model, not a curated record
AUGUCGAAUUUAUCAAAGCUUGAGUUCGUGGCACUUGACAUUUCUGAAAAUAAUUACUUGUCAUGGGUACUCGAUGUUGAAAUUCACCUUGACGCUAAAGGUCUUGGUGCCACUAUUACCAUUGGUAAUACAACGUCGAGUCAGGACAAAGCAAAGGCAAUGAUUUUUCUUCGUCAUCAUCUGGAUGAAGGAUUAAAGGUUGAAUACCUUACGGUGAAAGAUCCACUUGAAUUGUGGACUGGUUUGAAGGAAAGGCAUUGGAAGAAUGAAUGCCGAGCAGCUGAGCAUUUUGUUAGGCUUUAUCAAGAUUCCUUGAAAAGAAAAGGAAAUAAAAAUGGUGCAUCUUCUUCUAAUGCUCGGGUGGAGUCACACUUGACUUAUAAAAAUGAUGCCGAGACAGAGCCUUCACAAAAAUAUGAUGACAAUAUUGAAGCAAAUUUGGCUUUAAAAGAUGAUAAUUUUGAUGACCUUGAUGAUAUUACUCAGUUGGAAGUUGAAGACUUCUUUGGAGAUCAAAACUAA